AUGAAGUCUGGAGUGUACCAAUUCCUGGUCGGCUGCUUUGCUGCACUUGGCUCCUUUCUCUUUGGCUAUGAUCUUGGUGUUAUUGCCGAAGUGGUCGCAUCCGACUCCUUCAAGAAGACCUUCCUACAGAAUGACGGCGACACGCGUUCAGGGACUGUCGUUGCCCUGUUCACAGGUGGCUGUUUCUGCGGUGCCUUCCUAGCAUCCUUCACCGAUCCUCUUGGACGUCGUGGGACCAUCCUCAUGGCAUGUUGCAUCUUCGUCGUCGGCGGAGUCAUACAGACGGCAGGCGUCGUCAUAGCAAUGCUCUACGUUGGUCGUCUCAUAGCUGGUCUUGGCGUUGGCUUUCUAACCAUGAUCAUCCCCAUCUACCAAGCUGAACUGGCUCACCGCAAGAUCCGAGGUAAGAUCACCUCUCUGCAGCAGCUCUUCAAUGCGACUGGACAGAUCUUCGCGACCUGGAUCGGCUAUGGUUGCUACAUGACAUGGGCCGGAACAGGUGAUAGUCGGGAAUGGCGUAUACCGCUCGCCAUACAAAUCGUCCCAUCACUAUUUCUAGGAGGUCUCAUCUUCCUGUUUCCAGAAUCACCCAGGUGGCUUGCCGAUCAUGAUCGAUCCGAGGAGGCACUUCGAACACUGGCUCGACUUCAUGCUCACGGAGAUGUGAACGAUCCAUACGUCGUUGCUGAGUACGAGCUCAUCCAUGCACAAAUUGCAGAAGAGCAUUCUCACAAGAAGAUCGGAUACCUCGAUCUGUUCCGUGGCUGGCCCAAUUUGCGUAGGACGAUCCUUGUUAUGGCAAUCCAAGCAUCGUGCCAGAUGACAGGCGUGAGCGCCAUCCAGUAUUUCAGCCCUCAGAUCUUUGCUCAACUAGGCAUUCCGACUGGAGAAUCUCUACUUCUGUCAGCAGUGAACGCCAUUUUCGCCUUUCUCGGCACAAGCGUUUGCAUCCUCACCAUCGAUUCCGUUGGCCGCCGACCAUUACAGAUUUAUGGCUGCAUCUUUCUUGGCAUCACCUUCAUCAUCAACGCUGCGCUCAUCAAGGUCUUCCCAGCCUCUGCACCAUCGGUGGGUGCUCACUGGGCUUUCGUGGUACUCACGUGGCUGUUCAACUUUGUUUUUUUCUGGACAUCAGGACCGCUGAGUUGGGCCAUUCCCGCUGAGCUCUUCGGCACAGCUAUGCGUUUGAAAGGUGUCAGCUGGGGCGCCAUGACUUCCUUUGCUUUCAACACCAUGAUCGGGCAGGUGACGCCCAUUGCCGUCACGGCCAUAGGGUGGAAGUACUACAUUGUCUUUAUAGUCUGCAAUCUCACCAAUGCUGCUUUCUUCUGGGCCUUUCAACCCGAGAGCAAGGGGCUCAAUCUGGAAGACAUGGACGAGCUAUUCCGAGAACAUCCCACCUUCGUGCCUGGUACCAACUGGAAACCAAGUUCGCAUAUUGACGAGGAUGCACAAGCCAUCUCGAAGCACGAGAGAGAUGUUGGUCUGUUCGGGAAGCCGCGAGUCGAUUCAAUAGAGCAUACGGAGCGAGUCUGA
Messenger RNA from Recurvomyces mirabilis, 1536 nucleotides. RefSeq lists its product as uncharacterized. The transcript is spliced from 4 exons. The record is from RefSeq and is a predicted model, not a curated record. Gene Ontology annotation, cellular component: membrane. Lineage: Eukaryota; Fungi; Ascomycota; Dothideomycetes; Mycosphaerellales; Teratosphaeriaceae. Bases 1 to 1536 code for a protein of 511 amino acids. Gene Ontology annotation, molecular function: carbohydrate:proton symporter activity. Gene Ontology annotation, biological process: carbohydrate transport; transmembrane transport.